Cephus cinctus (wheat stem sawfly) is the source of this 3126-nucleotide messenger RNA. RefSeq names its product proton channel OTOP3. Lineage: Eukaryota; Metazoa; Arthropoda; Insecta; Hymenoptera; Cephidae. Gene Ontology annotation, molecular function: proton channel activity. The record is from RefSeq and is a predicted model, not a curated record. Bases 1131 to 3056 code for a protein of 641 amino acids. The transcript has 10 exons. Gene Ontology annotation, biological process: proton transmembrane transport. Gene Ontology annotation, cellular component: membrane.
GGGUCGUAGACGCAGUAUCGAGACGUGCUAAUUUCUGCGCUCAUGCCAAAGCUUACAUAUUCGCGAUGCCUUCCAGGCACUUUUCACUUCGACGAUCGAUUCGCAAAUACUCUAAGUCGUUAUCAAACGACGUAAACACCUCGCGCGAGUUUCGCCGUUUCGUCGUAAGGUGAUACUCAAAAAACUUGAGGAAAGGAAAUCAACAGUCAACUUUAAGAAGUUUCAGGAACGACAGUGCCAAAGUGCCAGAGUGUUAAAAAAAGCCCGUGUUUCAAUAAAAAUCAGCAUACCGGACACUUGAAGCGUCGAUAAAAGAAUUCGCGUGUGCAAAUUUUACCUCUAACUCUUUUCUGAUAUUUACUGGCAUACAUUAGUUUCUAUUUGAUUUUUUUUCAUGAUUUCUAUUCGAUCCUACUGUUUCUAACGAUCUGCAAAAAAAUUUGAUAAUAUUACAGACUAACUCGGUGAUAAGACUGCGAAACGAUGGGCAAAUUUACAGAUCGUGAUGUCAUGCGAAGAAAGCAUUGAGAGAUAAACCAUUGAAAAAAAAGAAGAGAAAAAUAUAUAAAAAUCCUCAUUCUCCCGGUAGCGCGUCUGAGUGUACGUCGCUUCAGUCUUCUGCUAAAAAUUCAAAAGGGGGUGAAAAUUUUCAGAGAAUAAAUUUCGCCAAGUUUCGUAAAAUACGAGAAGAAGGAAGAAGAGAGAAGACGGGCAGAGAAGAAGAAACGGAUUGAGAAAAAAAUAAAGAAGGAGGGAAAGAGGAAUCAUGGGGGUGCGGAGGGAAGGGGAAGGAAUCACUUUUUUUACAUACUGAAAACUUCACACAUUGUCGACGAGUAAACGGAAUACGAUUGUUGCGGGAAUUUCGCUAAGAAACUUUUGUAAAAGUUCGCCCUUCCACGUAUUUGCGCUUAACUGCCCUUACCCUUACAGACUUUACCUUCAAUCCACCAACGUCCAAGUGCCGCCAGUUAAUUCCAAUUGGAACAACUUCUUACUACGGAUCGUCAUAUCAGAAUGGCAAAUAACACAAUUACCGCUAUCAGUAGCAGUUGAUCAGUCGAUAUAUCAGGGCUAGAUAUACUUUGAGUAAAAAAAAAAAGAAAAAAAAAAUUGAAUUCAUCUCAAAUAUGAUUCUACGCAGUCUGGAUCCCCAUGAGCCAAUAAUUCUACAAGCACCUGGAGAACCUUCUUCCAGCACAAACGGAUUCGAACGAAGAGACAGUCACUCAGUGCCAAGAGCUAGAUCGCCGAGUUUAAAAAGACAGAGUAUUUCGUUAAAUGCAGUCUUCAAUCACAGAAGAGCUCUCUUUGGCGCUCUGUUAAACGGUAUAGGCAGCAACAUGUCACUGCCAUCGUGCGUCCCUCAGCAGGAUCAAGAACUCCCAGGACCCAUAGCAAUAGGACGCAGAGCCAUACCAAUCUCUAAUCUGACCAGGAAUAAUUCCAUACGAAGUCAUGAUCGUAAACCUCGACCAAGUAUGCUACAGUUGACUCCUGUCAAUACAGCAGCUGUACCGCUGACUACUCUUGAAACGACAAAAGUAUCAAGUCCUCCAGAUCCUCCGGUCCCAACGCAUACUCGACCCAGGCUGAAACACCAUGCAGAGCUCACAUCCAGCCUGAGCUCGCUUUAUGCAAAGCUGCUUGUGGUUGUUGGAGUAGCCGUACCUGUGACUGCCAGCGUUAGUCACAGAGUUCCUGCGGCUCUGGAUAAGGGAUUUUAUCUGUACCUGUACAUAGUAAGCGUGGGGUUUGUUAUCACCCUGUACACGACCCUGAUGCGCGAUAAGGCCGUCAAGCGACUCCUGGUGAAGCAUAUUAAAAAUAGAAAGAGCUUCAAGUUCGAAGAGGAGGAAGUACAAUCCGGUACAAUACGGGUACAACAGUACGGGAGCUUUUGCUUGCGACUCGGUGCCGUCGGCUUCGGAGCUGGCUCAUUAGUGUUUACUGGGUUACAAAUUGGGGCGGAAAUAGUAUCCGGACCAUUCAGGGCGAUUAUACCAACAGCGAGGCUACUUUUGGUCACGGCCCAAAUGCACUUCAUAUUCCUGAACAGCAAGGACUUCGAACUGGCUAAGCAUGGAGCGCUCUCGAAACUUGGUCUUAUGCACAUGAUUGCUACGAAUCUCUGCGAGUGGCUACAGGCUCUAGUGGAAGAGACUCGCCACGAGAUUGCUCAACUGGAACACUCUCACGAAGGGGACGAUGGAAUCUUUAGAACUUUACUACGCAAUGCUAGUCCAUUUCUGUUUCCAUGUACCAUUGAGUUCAGUCUUAUCUGUGCUGUGAUACUUUUUGAAAUGUGGAAGAGAGUCGACGAACGGGUUCCCAUUAACCGCGAUGUACCUACCAGAGCGUUGCAUCACCUUAGCAUUGACUGCAGUAGCGCCCAUAGGGGAUUAUUCGGUGGUAUUCUAGUGAUAGCUGGGACGGUUCUUAGUCUGAUAAUGUUUUUCGUACUAAAAGAUUCCAAACCAAUGAUGGCCGUGAAACAAGUAACGGCAUUAGAAACAGCAAUACUAAUAGCAGCUCUAAUAGCAUCGCUCAGAGCAGCCUUUAUGCUCAAAAGCUUAGAAUUAAAAGACAUAAGACCUCCUCAACUCGAUGCAACCUUAUUGGCAGCCGCGCAGGCUGGAGUAUAUCUGCAUUGUCUUUUCGGGGCUGUCGGCGGAAUCCUGACAACUGGACCAGACUGGGGACUCGCGCUGACAGCAGAUCUUCUCACUCUGAUCCAAAGCACCAUCCAAACUCUAGUCAUUAAGAUCGGCUGGAGAAGACGAUCCAGAACGAACGACAAACCUGGCAAGGAAUUGAUAACGUUUCUUAUCGUGGUGAACCUCGCUUUAUGGACCGUGAACACAUUAGAGAAAUCCCGCGCCGUAGUGCGGCCGGAUCAUCUCCAAUUCUUUGGAGUCUGGGCCUGGACCAUCAUUACCCAUGUAUCGAUACCCUUAGCAAUAUUCUUUAGAUUUCACUCAGCGAUCUGUCUCUUUGAAGUAUGGAAGAGCUGCUACAAGUACAGGCCAUCUGGACUGUUAAACACGCCGUGUUAGCCUAUCCAAAAAUGUAUCAAGUCAAAUAACAUUUUUUGUAUGUAGUAUAAAUAAAAAUUUUGCAGACAUA